GGAAGAUGGGACACCGCCCCCCAACAGGCCUCUUCCCAUCUUCUUCUCCAAGAGGCCAUGUUUCUAAAUGCCUUCACAGAUUCAAGCCGACCCGGCCGCCAGAAAGGUGGUCGGAAACAACGCUUCACCUUCGACUUCGUCGUGGCAGAACGACCUAUCUACGUUCCAGGCUCCGGCCCACCGCUGGCUCCUGUUACAGUCAUGCCUGUCCAUGAUAAGGAUGGGAUUAUUGAAGGGGAGGUUAAAUUGAAUGGACGGCCGAUGUUGAUUGUCAGUUAUGAGGCACAUCCCUAUUUGAGGGUUAGUGUGCGGCCGCAGAACAUCUUGGACUGGGUUUCCCAGAGGACUUAUGAGGAAUGGGAGUCCGCAAAAACUGAAGCCAAAGACCAAGCGGAGAGGGAUGAGCUGUUGCCAAAGAUUGCGGCGAGAGAGCAGAGGAAGCUCUUGAAGGAGAAAGGGGGCAGCGCGUCACGUGCUUCUGAGGGACCAAAGAAGACUUGGAGCAGGAAGAGAAAGAGGCCUCCGACACCUGAGCCACCCUCUCGUGCAGGUCGAAAGCGGAGAGGAGUCGACACUGAGGAGGAAGAUGCUAUCACUACGAAUCCCAGACGGCCUUCACUGUCAACUCCAGUCAAGCAACGAGGACUUGCCGAUUUGUUGGACGUUGACAGCGAAGACGAAGAUUCCUUCGCGGAAGAUACAGCUGAGCUUCUCGAUCGACAACUAAACGGAACUCCCGGCCGAUCCAAACUCGCCAUGGAACUCACUCGCUCCGCAACCACUUCCCCGGAACCUGAACCUAAGUCGAUCCAAAAAUCUAAGAACCCACCAGUUCCACCAUUUGAUCGAAGAGAGACUCGAAGCGGUUCAGUCUCUUCAACGGCCGGCGUUAAGGGCCACGAGACUCUCAAUACCUCUGCUUCUGGGCCUUCACGUCGAGAUUCAGUUGCCACAACAUCAAGCCGUCAAGCCCGCCAAAUCUACGAAAAGCUUGAACGCAAAAGCCAAGCGAAGGCCGGUUCACUGACUGAAAAGUACUCCUAUUCUGGUAAACCACCAUCCUCAUCACAACGCCUAGCCGCCGCCAAUCCCACCCGUCACAAAAGUGAGACUCCCAAAUCCAAGAAAAGCGCAACUCCGAAACCAGUUGAAGAGGAGAGCGAGGAGAGCGAGGAGGACGAGGAGGAAGAUGAAGAAGAUGAAGAAGGCGAGGAUGAUGAACCGGAGUAUGAAGUGGACGCUAUCCUCGCUGACCAGUAUCGAAUGGAUAAGAAACAAAAGUCCGUUCUAUGGUACCUAAUCAAGUGGGUCGGUGAGUGGGAAAACACCUGGGAGCCAGCGGAGAAUGUCGGCAAGGAAGCUAUUGCGGAGUAUCAAGGAAAUAAGGCUGAACAGAGGAAAAGGGAGAAGCCGGCAAAGAAGAAGACGAGUUAUGACGAGGGUAUGGAGGAGACAAGCGAUGAUGUGUUGGGCAUUGAUGUCAGGGGCAAGGGCAAGCAGAAGAUUCUGUUUGGAUCUGGAGGACGAGAGGAUCUUACUGUUAGGGACAAAGGAAAGAGCAAGGUCCCGUUUGGAAGUGGUGGUAUUGAUCUCACGGGAGAUGACAGUGAUCCAGAUUCUCUGUUCGUUAAGGACCGAUCACAACUGAAGGGUAUUUUGAAGAAGGCUCCAGUCCCGAAGCGUGGCGAGGUGAUUGAUGACGCCAGUGCCUCUGAUGAAUUUUAGAGGUUCCUAAAGUCAAAGUCGGCUCCUUUGACCAGGGGUGCGGGCAACGUGUGUACGAAGGAGCAAAAUAGAAAUCGGGAGCUUUGGCGGAAGUGUAACACAUGAAUGGAAUGGAUUGCUGGCGGUAGAUACCCAGGAGCAAUUCGUCACCCCAAAGGAGUACCAGCACAGACUCAAUGAAUAAUAGCAAGAUUUUCUGGCCCCUUAGGCUGCAC
Messenger RNA from Hyaloscypha bicolor E, 1940 nucleotides. RefSeq lists its product as uncharacterized. The record is from RefSeq and is a predicted model, not a curated record. NCBI's taxonomy places the organism in Eukaryota, Fungi, Ascomycota, Leotiomycetes, Helotiales, Hyaloscyphaceae. The coding region runs from base 58 to 1725 and encodes 555 amino acids. The transcript has a single exon.